AAACGCUCCUGCGUCUGCGACAACAUGCUCCACCAAGGUAGGCGCCAUCUUGGAUUGAUGACCAGCCACUGCACCGACCAAUCAGAAGAGACGGAACCGUCGCGUGACAGACAGAAACACGACGAGGCAGCGCAUUAACUCGAGGUCGUGAACGCAGCGUCACGUCUCGUCACGACCACGUGACGUUUUGUUGACGGUAGAAGACGCAGGAAGAUGGCGGCCCGCUGGAGCAGCGAGAAUGUGGUGGUCGAGUUUCGGGAUGCCCAGGCCACCGCCAUGUCAGUGGACUGCCUGGGCGCACACGCUGUACUGUCCGGGCGGCGUUUCCUGUACAUGGUGAACCUGGAGGCUCCGUCUGAACCUCCGAGGAAGAUUGGCCGACAGAGUAAAUGGGACGUGGGGACGGUCCAGUGGAAUCCCCACAAAUCAGAGUCCCACGUCUUCGCUGCCUCGAGUAACCAGCGCGUGGAUCUGUACUCGUGGAGGGACGGCUGUGGAGAAGUUCACACCUCCCUGCAGGGACACACCCGGGUCAUCAGUGAUCUGGACUGGUCCUGGUUUGAACCCGAGUUCCUGGUCACCAGCUCGGUGGACACCUACAUCUACAUCUGGGACACCAGAGACACUCGGAAACCCACGGUGGCGCUGUCUGCUGUUGCCGGGGCGUCUCAGGUGAAGUGGAACAGGAAGAACCAGUACCUGCUGGCGUCCAGUCAUGACGGAGACGUACGGAUCUGGGACAAAAGGAAGCCGAACACGGCGGCGGAGUACGUGGCGGCUCACCUGUCGAAGAUCCACGGCCUCGACUGGCAUCCAGACAACGAGUUCAUCCUGGCCACGUCGAGCCAGGACAACUCAGUGAGGUUUUGGGAUUACCGACAGCCCAGGAAGUAUCUGAACAUCCUGUCCUGUCAGGUACCAGUGUGGAAGGCCAGGUACACGCCGUUCUCUAACGGUCUGGUCACAGUCAUGGUUCCUCAGCUGAGGAGAGAGAACAGUCUGUUACUGUGGAGCACGCUCGACCUCAACAGUCCCGUCCACGCCUUCGUCGGACACGACGACGUGGUGCUCGAGUUCCAGUGGAGGCCGCAGAAAGAAGGCUCUAAGGAUUACCAGCUGGUCACGUGGUCCAGAGACCAGACUCUGAGGAUAUGGAGGGUGGAUCCUCAGCUGCAGAAGCUGUGUGUCAGCGACGUGGUGGAGGACCUGAUGGAGGGGAUGUCUCUCACCGUGGAGCCGAAGUCUCUGUCGUCUCAGGAGAGUCCGCACAGCGUCGGCCCCGCCUCUGAAAACCUGCAGGAUCCGGACGGCGCUCUGAGCUCUGGAGGUCGUCAGGACUCGGCGGUGGGUUCAGGUGUCCCUCAGACUCUGCAGCAGGAGUUCUCUCUGGUCAACCUGCAGAUCAGAAACGUAAACGUGGAGAUGGACGCGGUGAACCGCAGCUGUGUGGUGUCGGCUCACUUCGGCAGCCAUCAGGUUCACCUGGUGGUGAAGUUUCCCGCUCAGUAUCCCAACAACGCCGCGCCCACCUUCCAGUUUGUCUCCCCGACAACCAUCCCCUCCGCCACGAAGACCAAGAUCCAGAAGAUUCUGACCGACACGUCUCUUCAGAAGGUGAAGAGGAACCAGAACUGUCUGGAGCCGUGCGUCCGACAGCUGGUGUCCUGUCUGGAGUCGGACAUGACGCAGGAGGACGGUCCGGCGUCCGGCCCCUUCGUCCUGUCCAACCCCGUCACUCCGGCCCUGCAAGCGUUUCCUCGAGUCACCAACACGUACGGCUCCUAUCAGGACGCCAACAUCCCGUUCCCUCGGACCUCCGGCGCUCGUUUCUGUGGCGCCGGCUGUCUGGUUUACUUCACCCGACCAAUCACAAUGCACCGCUCUGCCCCGCCCACCGAGCCCACUCCCAGGUCCCUGUCAGCUCUGUCGGCCUAUCACAGCGGAGUGUUAACUCCGAUGAAGAUGCGUUCAGAGUCUCAGAGCACUCUGCGGUUGUACAGCGGCAGCCCGACUCGCUCCGACAAAGACACCGUCUCCAUCUCCUCCUUCUACUACAAAGAACGGAAGCUCCCAAUCUCUGCCUCCCGCCGCUGGUCUGUCCAAACCCUCCAUGAUUGGCCGAAAUCCCGCCGGUUUAAGACGAAGCGAGAGGGGACGGACUACGGCAACCGUCCCAUCAAACUGGCCGGGAAAGUCAUCAUCCAGGAGAUCUCCUGUCUGCUGCCCGUCCACAAGGCUCUGGGGGAGAUCUACAUUCUGAACAUGAACGACAUCCAGGAAACGUGUAAGAAGAACGCAGCGGCGGCGCUCACAGUCGGACGCAGAGACGUGGCAAAGGUGUGGGCCCUGGCAUCUGCAGCGACCAGUCAGGACCUGAGUCCGGACUCGGACCCGGACACAGAGACCCCCUGGGCCAGACACCCGUUUGGACGCCACCUGCUGGAGACUCUUUUGGAUCACUACAGUCAGAUGAGCGACGUCCAGACUCUGGCCAUGCUGUGCAGUGUGUUCAGGGCUCAGGCUCCUGCGGACUGUUACUCUCUGUACGGACAUCACCCGUCUCGCUCCUCCGUGUUCCCGCCACACCACUCACGAUACCCCAGCUACACGUCCAGCUCCGUCACCUCGGGCUCGUGCUCCAGCACCUCAGACUCCAUCACUACAACCACCUGGAACACAGGUCGAGACUCUGAGCAAGCCAACCCCUGGGGAGAACCGUCCCCUGACGAUUAUCGCUAUGGCAACCAGGGUUACACAGAUCCACGGGAACGAGAGCGAGAGCAGCACGACAUGAACAAGAGACUGCUGGACCCCGCCAACACGCUGCAGUUUGAUGACUUUAAGAAGUGUUAUGGUGAAAUCUUAUACCGCUGGGGUCUGAGGGAGAAAAGAGCCGACGUGCUGAAGUUCGCCUCCUGCCCUCCUGAACCUCACAAAGGCAUCGAGUUCGGCGUGUACUGCUGUCACUGUCGCAGUCAGGCUCGUGGGACUCAGUGUGCCGUCUGUAAGCGUCUCACCUUCCAGUGUGCCAUCUGUCACGUGGCCGUACGCGGCUCCUCCAACUUCUGCCUGAGCUGCGGUCACGGAGGACACACCAGUCACAUGAUGGACUGGUUCCGCCGGCAGGACGAGUGUCCGGCCGGCUGCGGCUGCCACUGUCUGCUGCAGAGCAUCUUCUGACGCUCUGCAGACGGAAACCAACGCGCCUCCUGAGAGGGGAGGGGUCUGAUGAGGCAGAGCUGAGGCAGAUGUGCUGCGAUCGGAGCCUCUGAUGCAGAUUCAACCGCUCCAUCGUGUGAUCGCAGAGGAGGCCUUUAAAAUGAAACGGCGGUAAGGAUGUCGACGCCAGUCCGUCCAACACUUUGCUCCAGAGUACAAACUACUGGUCAGACUGAUGGACAUUCAUGGUCCCCAGAGGAUAAAUGCCCCUGACCGUUCCUCAGGACAACAUUUCCACUUGGACACUAGAAAUACGAAAACCCGAUGGUUCGGUCGUCGAGAAAUUCAUGCUCCCUUGAGGAUGAACUCUCUGUCUGGACACUAUGACUUCCUCUAGCACCACCCUCAGGACGAAAUGAUGAAAUGUAGGGGAUUGUCAGCCACUGCACCCUUUCAGUUUUCUACGCCUACAACUAAUCAUUUUCCUAAUUGUUUUUUUUCGUUUAAUUGCUUAGUCUAUAAAAUGUCUCAAAAUAGUGACAAAUGUCAAUCACAAUUAGCCAGAACCCAAGGAGACGUUUAGUCCGACCAACGGCUGAUGACAGAAAACAGAUAAAAGCAGCAAAUCCUCACAUCUGAGAAGCUGGAACGAGAAUUAGUUUGACAUCUUUCUGUGUAAAUGAUGAUGUGUGUCCUGCAGGGCAGACUGCUGGGUGCUUGACAAACGACUUAAACAGUGAAUCAUUUAUCAGAAUUGUUGUCGAUGCAUUGUCUGCCAAUCAACGAAUCGGUUACAUGACUAAUUGUUUUCGCCCUGUAGAGAGCCGAAGUGGAACCUGAACUUCCAGGUUCUGAUCCUCAUUCAAAAUCACAAUUUGUAUCAGUUCUAAUAACUAACAAUCCAGCCUUUCUCAAACUGUAUGUUGUGUGUCGCUUCAACUGUUUAGAUAACGACGGCUGUUAAAAAUCUAAGAUCUAAUAUCGUGUUUUUUUCCAAUAUUUAUGUUUUUUAGCGGCCUUUAACAAACACCAUUUCCCACAAGCCCCUAGACCUUCGCAGGUUAAAAGUCACGGCUCGACAGAAGAGGCGAGGUGAGCGUCUGUGGUUAGUUCACGUGUCUGUAAUAACAGCGGGAGCUGGAUGUGAUAUGAUGGCGUUGGUUGUUGGCUCGGAGAGGAUGAGGCGUUCAUGCAGCUUCCUUCUGGCCUGACGUGACUCACUGCUGGACACGGACGUGACCACGCAGCUGCUGGUGAGGCACAGAAACACGUUCUGUCUGUGAAAAUGAAGAAAGUUUGAACAGUUUACAAAUGUACUUUAUGUAAAAUUAAAAUAAUAAAAGUAAACUUGAAUUCA
Siniperca chuatsi (mandarin fish) is the source of this 4516-nucleotide messenger RNA. RefSeq names its product WD repeat domain 59 (gene wdr59). The record is from RefSeq and is a predicted model, not a curated record. Bases 214 to 3180 code for a protein of 988 amino acids. NCBI's taxonomy places the organism in Eukaryota, Metazoa, Chordata, Actinopteri, Centrarchiformes, Sinipercidae. The transcript has 28 exons. Gene Ontology annotation, molecular function: protein binding.